CAGAAAGAACAGUAAAAAUGCAGGCAGGGCGCCGGACAAAGCACUCGGGACAAAAUUGUACUGAGUGAAUGUCACUUUUAAAAUUUUUUAAUUUCCUGCCAGUUCCAUCCCCCGUACGGUACGUCCCGACGUCGCAGGGAACGGAACCUGGAAGACGGAUGUCAGCAUCGGCCGGAGGAGAUGGUUGGGGACGCUGGCAGGGGGGACAUCGCGCGGGAGUGCAGGACAAGGUAAGUGCAGAGGAAAUCCCCGAGCAAUGCUGCAGUGUAUUCCUGAGUGUAGCUCAGGGUUACCGCUUUUGG
Molecule: messenger RNA, 302 nt
Organism: Staurois parvus
Lineage: Eukaryota; Metazoa; Chordata; Amphibia; Anura; Ranidae
Source: the annotation of a GenBank genome assembly